CGAGACAAUAAUUCAAGGCUUUUACGCCUACGAACGUGCCGACGACGCAGCGAUUUCGCGUCUACGCCGUUCACGUAACUACUCAUUGCUGCGCUCAUUGCUGCUGGCAAAAAAAAUCACGCGCCGAGAGGGGCGCCGCCGGCAUUUUGGGAACAGUGCUCUCCCAGCCUGUGCGCACGCGAAGCCGCGCAGCCGACGCCGCCGACGCGCCGCCGACGCACCGCAAAAGAAAUGUUCCGCUCCGUCUGCUGCUGCCUCCCCGGCCGCAAGCCCGACUACCUGCAGGCCUCGGAGACGUCGCAUCUGCUCGGAGCAUCACCGUCCACGGAGCAGCCGACGGCCGCCGACCGCGACCUCGCCCAGAGGUACUGGGCGAAAGCCGUCGACUGCCACAGUAGAGGUGAUUUAGAUAGCGCCGUAGCGCAGUUCACGAGGGCGGCGAAACUAGAUCCUUCUCGAGCAGAUGUCCUACUCCACCUCGGCACGGCGUUGCAGGAUCGAGGCGAUUUAGAUGAUGCCGCGGACUGUUAUAGAAGGGUCCUCUCGCUGGACCCGACGAACCACGGCGCGUUAUAUAACCUGGGAUACGUCUACGAGGAGCAACGUCAGUUCGACGACGCGAUAAGGUGUUUUGAUGAUGCUUUACGGGUCGCGCCGCACGACGCCGACGCGGCGAUCAACGUCGGGAACUGCUACAUGCAGAUGGACGACGUCGCGCGAGCUAUCCGGACGUACGAAAAAGUCGUCGAACGCGACGACACGUGCGCGAUCGGCCACUACAAUCUGGGCAGUGCUUGUCAUGCUAGACGUGAUUUAGAUAAAGCGGCGAGGCACUUCUCGCGGACCAUAUCUCUGGAACCUGGGUAUGCCGAUGCCCACUUCAACCUCGGCAUCGUCCAUCAAGAGAGGGGGAGGCUCGAGGAGGCCCUCCGGUGCUACGACGAGGCCGCGCGGCUCGAUAGUACGCUGGCCGACGCGGCGGCGGCGGCGGACUUUGUUAGAAGGGCGCUGAAGGACGACGCUAAACGGAAGGGGGCGAACAAGGAGCCGUAGUAAGAGUGACUGUGUGAUCUUUGCGCCGGCG
Molecule: messenger RNA, 1084 nt
Organism: Pelagomonas calceolata
Lineage: Eukaryota; Pelagophyceae; Pelagomonadales; Pelagomonadaceae
Source: the annotation of a GenBank genome assembly